Messenger RNA from Hydractinia symbiolongicarpus, 2146 nucleotides. Its product is annotated as BRISC and BRCA1-A complex member 2-like. Lineage: Eukaryota; Metazoa; Cnidaria; Hydrozoa; Anthoathecata; Hydractiniidae. The record is from RefSeq and is a predicted model, not a curated record. Bases 98 to 1189 code for a protein of 363 amino acids. Gene Ontology annotation, cellular component: BRISC complex; BRCA1-A complex. The transcript has 12 exons. Gene Ontology annotation, biological process: double-strand break repair.
AUUAAUAAUUAAUAAUUUUUAUAUCCUUUUAUUUUAGAUUACUGAAAGAAGAAAAUAAUGAUGUUGACAAAAUUAACUUAAUGGUACCUCAAACUAAAUGGCUGAUGUCUCUUUUCAGAGGCUACUUGUGACACUUACAACAAAACUCAAAAACCACUCCUUAGGCUUACGUGGUGAUGUCGUCAUUGUCAAGGACGUAAAACACAGUAAACUAUCAGCUUGUUCAAAUCAUAUAUUUGAUGUGUCAUUCUUGGUGGCUGGAAUGCCACAAAAUUGGCAGCUAAUAUUUAAUCCUGAACAUCCUUUGCUCGCACCUGAUGUUAUAUUUGACAACAAAUCGUUUUUUCCAGAUAUUCAACUGAUUGAGGGGUUUACCGCUUGGAACACGAGAUCUGAUGAAUGUCUUGUCGCUUUAAUAACUGACCUUUUUGAAGCUUAUUUGAAACAUCAACGCUCUGCAAUAUUAGAAUAUCCACAAGUAAAAAAUUCAUUUGAAGAAUUCAUGAAAACUACCAAAUUUGGAUCAAGAUGUGAAAUUGAUAUCCUUAAGAAUGGGCCUGGGACCUUUAAUGACGUCAUUAAAUUGAUGAUAUCCCUGGAUGUUAAUUUUUCAAAACUACCUCCUUAUUUACAGCCAAAAAAUGUUGGUGAUAAUUGUUGUUGUCUUUCGUUUGUGUUUGAGCCACCAAACUUGUCAACAAUUAAACCUGUGUUGGAACUAUCUCCAGCAGUUGAAAUUGCGUUGGGUGGGAUAUCUAACUUGAGAAUACCUCCAUAUGGAACUUCAACGUUGGUAUCAUAUACUAAAAAAAUAUCUGACCUCCUAGAAAACACAGUAAGUGACGUCAUUGAGCGGUACGAAAGAAGAAAGUCACUAAUCAUCUUGCUGCUGUCCGAGUUAAAUGGAUCGGUGAUUGAAUAUGACACUGAAACAUUUUGUGAAGCUAGUUUUCUGUUAGAAGUAGAAGGCUUUCAUUUCAUUCUGAUUGUGAUGUUAAGCGAACAAUUUCCUCAUGAAGAGCCAUCCAUUGCACUUCAACCAAUCUACCAAAUGUCAAACCAUGUUCACACCAUGUCAGUGAAAGAUUGUACACAUGAUCCACACAUGUCUAGUGAGCAAAUACUCACCUAUAUCAGAGAAUCGGUGAAUAAAAGCUUGCAAGAGUUCAAAAAGAAUUCGCUUUCAUAACCACGGGAAAAUUUACAACAAAGAGAGCAGACGAAAAACACUAUAUUGUCUCAUAUGUGAAAUACCUUGUUACCAGAUUACUGAAGUCAUAUUGUUAAGUUAUCCAAAAGAGCAAUUGGAACUAUAUUGCUUUUAUUAUAUCAAGUUAUACAAUAUAUUUUAAAUGAAAUAAAAAAGUAUAAGGCGUUAUUGUUUUGUUUUCAAUUUUGCAACUGUUUGUUUUGUAAGGAGCAUCCGUUCCUUGAGAAAUGAAACAAAGAAAUAAAAAUGAGAGUUUCUCAAUCCCACAGAAAUAAAUUAUUUAUAUAAAAAUAUGUAAGCAAAUUGGUUUGGGUUUUUAUAUUCGCUAUGGAAAAAAAGAAAAACGCUAUAAAAGCUGGUUACAGUUCCAGAUCCACAUUUACAUAAUACAACAUGUUUGCGACACAAGGUACACUCAUCGUUGCUUUGCUAGCGUAUGUAGCAUGGGCACGAGAUGAUCAAGAGUCUUGGAUGCAAUAUAAUCGCGACGUUGAACAACCAGUAAAGAGAGCUGACAUAUACUACGAUUAUCUACACAAAAUGAAACCAGGGAGAAAAAAUAAAAUUUCUUCCAAAAACUCAUUUCUGAGCUAUCUGUUGACAACAAAACUUCAUGGGGUGGGCGAGAAAAAAGAGAUGAACACUGCAACAGUGUAUGGUGCAAAUGGAAUUCCGUGCCAGCAUGGUACGAACCAGGAUGAUACAGCUUGUAGUUGUCGCAAAUUGGUGUGUCAUCGGCAAGCUGGUUGUUCGCACGAAUCAAGAAUUUUUAAUAUGGGCUUAAGAUGUUUUGUGAAGCGGCCAUUUUAUUUAAUUGAUAUGUUAAAAAUGACGGUUAACGAUUGUCAAUGUGAUUUUUAUUACUUAUAACAUAUAUAGAAUUGUGUGUAACUGUUGCUUUCGUUGAAGUAAAAUAAACCUUAUCUUGAACGGUAA